AUGGAUGAAAUAAAUAACUCUCCCGUUAUUGCAAAUGAAGACGUGUUGGAAAAGUUAGAAACACAAGAUACUGAUGAUGAUCAUAGCGAACAGCAGGUACAAUUAUCUACCUUGAUACGAUCUGGUGUUAAUAAUUUGGAUAGAAAUAUAAAGAUUACAUUUCAUAUUGAUUCACAUUUUCUUAAUGUUUCCGAUGUUUUGAUUACACCAACUGUCAAUAGUCAGGGUUUUGUGAGUGACAAUCAUAUUUCUGCUGCUCAAUUGGUGCAACCAAAAGAUGGAUAUGAAAUAACAAUUACCGAUCGUGAAACUGUUAUAGUUGUCAUUCUAUCACCUUUAUUGAAUGAAUUAAUAACUCAAUCAAAAAUUAGAGAAAACACUAAAAUAAUGAUAACUAAAUAUAAAGUGCUAAUCGAUGAGAAGGUGAAAGGAAAGCAGAAGGGAGUUGUUUUCAUUCAAUCUUUGGAAAUUAUUUCACAAAACAAAAAACCACGAGUUUCAAUUGAAGAUUUUUCACAAGUUCUCGAUGAAGCAAGAGGAAAUAUUUGCCCACUACUGUCAGGAAGAGGAUUUUACAUGCCACUAGAGGAUGAGGAUAAUUUUGAUUUUGAGGUAUACAGUGGUACUGUACCAGAGGUAACUCUGGUAGAGCCAUUCGAGAAUGUGUCACAAUUGGCAGAUAUUAUUGGAAGUGGCGUAAAGAAACCAUUCAUUGCUAGAAUUUGGAAAAAGUCAAAGAUAAGAUACUUUGGAAAAACAAAUGAGGAGAAACAAUAUCCAAUGUUCUACGUAUUAUUAAUUACAGACAAAUCGACACCAAAAGGUGUACCAGUCACCAUUUGGAAUGAAUUAGCAUUGAAAACUUAUGGAGAUUUAAGUGUUGGCGAUAUUAUUUCAGCAGAGGAAUAUAGAGUGAAAAAUUUCCACGAUUCUGGAGUUUUCUCAACCAAAUUCAAAACUGAAAUUUCUAUCAACCCAACAAAAUCACGAGUAAUUCCAAUUCAAAAGUUGGACGAUAGAAUUGCUAGCUUUGCUCCAAUAGAAUUUCCACUCACAAAUAUUAACACUAUUAUUCAAUCUAAACUCGAUGGAACAGUACUGAAUAUCAUGGGCAUUGUAGCAAAUAUUGGCCCUUACAGAAGAGAAAAGAGCCAACAUCAAUUCUCUCAGUAUAGAUAUGUCACAUUAAUGGAUCCUUCUAGCAUUUCUGCGAUGUCUGUAAAAUUAUAUACUAAUUCAAGAAAGCACAUUUUGGAUACUGUUCAAAUUGGUCAAGUUGUGCUUUUGACUGAUGUUUCUGCACAUACAUUCCUAACCUGUAUGGACAAGGCUCAAACUACAACUAGUAAUUUAGAAAGCUCAUUCAUUACUCAUGUAUUUACAGAAUCGCAAUUAUCUACUCUAAAUUUUGCCUCUAAUAUCAAGGAAAUUACUGGAUACUUUGAGGAUUUGAAUGAAUGGAGAGAAAAUAAUAAGGACUUUUUCAAUACUUGCCUUUCUGUGCCAACAACAUUUGGACCUUCGAGGCAAUAUCCUAUUCCAGACUUUCAAGAUUUUGAAUCAUUCAAAGCAAGAUAUGUCAACAUUCCUUGGAUUUAUUACAAGGAAUUAUUUGAGAUUCCUACUACUCUUCAACGUUUUCAAAGUACUAAUGUAAUUGUCAAGGCAGUGGUGAAGGACAUAACCAUUGAAAAUAACCUUAAAAGAAAGAGAUCUCAAGAGGAUGAGAGUAAGAUGAAAAAGUCCAGCGAUGCCAGCUCGACCAGAAGUGAAGAAAAUUCCUAUGAAGACGAAAUUGACACUGCCUAUACAAUUUUAAGCCUAGAAACAGAGGUAAGUUUCAAUUCAAUACAAUACAAAUUGGAAUAUGAUAUUAAUUUAACAACCUGCAAAGGGAGUAAAUGGAGAUAG
Molecule: messenger RNA, 1911 nt
Organism: Naegleria gruberi
Lineage: Eukaryota; Heterolobosea; Eutetramitea; Acrasida; Naegleriidae
Exons: 3
Coding region: 1-1911 (636 amino acids)
Biological process (GO): regulation of DNA repair
Cellular component (GO): replication fork
Molecular function (GO): single-stranded DNA binding
Source: RefSeq, a predicted model, not a curated record